ACAGAUUCAUGUUAUAAAUAUUCAAAGAGAGUGAUGGUGAAUAUUGGAGAAACUGCAACCUUCAGCUGUGAAUAUUCACAGAAUCAUAUUAAUGAUCCCAAGAUCAUAUUCAAAGAAGGAGAAGACUCUAUUGAGACGAUUUACAGCACAUGGAAUAAGACAGAAAGAUUCAGUGUUUCUGAUGACAAAUUAAAAAAUCUCUUCAAUGUGAGAAUUUCUGCAGUGACUCCAGAUGAUGGAGGAGUUUAUUUAUGUGGAGUUUGGAUCUACAGUCAUUCGUACAGUUACUCCAUUAUUAAUACUGUUCAUCUAUAUGUUGGUAUGGCUCCAGUAGUGAGACGUGAAGGAGAAUCUGCUGAGAUCUUCUGCCCUUAUGAUUCAAUCUAUAAAUCAAAGCCAAAGUCUCUCUGUAAGGGGAAGUGCUCCACUAGAGAUAGAAAUACUCUCAAUGAGACUGUGAGAGAAGAGAAAGACACCAAGACUGACAGAUUGACUCUGAAUGAUGACGUCACUGCAAGUGUCUUCACUGGGACCAUCACUGGACUGACAGCAGAGGAUGCUGGGAAAUACUGGUGUGCAGUGACAUUAGAGAGAGACGUGAAUUAUCUUUACACUCAUCUGAUCGUCAUCAUGAACGAGGAGCUGAACUUGACUAAGUAUGAAGGAGACGACAUGUCAAUCCAGUGCAAACAUCAUGAUGAACUUCAGAAAUGCUUCUGCAAAGCACAUGAACCCUCCGUGUGUGUGAAGGAUGGAGUUUCAUUAGAGAAGAUCAGAGAUGAUCGAUUCUCUUUCAGUGAUGAAGCUUCUACUGGAGUCUUUACUGUAAACAUCACUGAUCUGAGAGAAGAGGAUUCUGGGAUAUACUGGUGUGGAUCUCACAUCAUCACUAAAGUCAAUCUCACUGUAAAACAGGGCACGGACACACACCAGCUGUGUGUGCAUUACCUAGGCGUGCAGCACGCUAGGGCGGCUCUCGAGGGAACCGCCUGUAGCGAGUGUGAUAAGCUGCCGUUCAGGGUGUUGCGCUCACGGCUGGCCGUGUUUGAUGAGCAGGGCCAGGCUCGCGAGCCCCGCGGUUCUGGGCCCGCCGUUGCCGAGGCAGCGAGCCGCCGCAGAUCGUGGGGCUCACAGAUGGAUCUCUCAGGGGGACACGGGACUGCUACGGCAUCUUCCCGGUCCUCGUCUGAGGAUUCAGAUGUUCUCCCGCCCCGUGUGGAAACCCGCGAGGCGGAGGACCCGAUGUUACAGUUAUCUGGCUCUGAGGAGUCAGAUAAUUCAAGCAUCGAGGCGGGUGAUGUGGAGCUUGAUCAGCCACUUCACGCACCUGCUCAAGAGGAGCUGGUGGAGGUUUUGACCCGCGCUGUGGCCAAACUAAGAAUUGAUUGGCCACAAGAAGAAUUACUAAGGCUGGUCUGGUGUGUGUGGAGAGACAUUUAUGGUUGA
Rhinichthys klamathensis goyatoka is the source of this 1446-nucleotide messenger RNA. RefSeq names its product polymeric immunoglobulin receptor-like. The record is from RefSeq and is a predicted model, not a curated record. The transcript has 4 exons. NCBI's taxonomy places the organism in Eukaryota, Metazoa, Chordata, Actinopteri, Cypriniformes, Leuciscidae. Bases 34 to 1446 code for a protein of 470 amino acids.